Epithele typhae is the source of this 1242-nucleotide messenger RNA. RefSeq names its product kinase-like domain-containing protein. Gene Ontology annotation, molecular function: protein serine/threonine kinase activity; ATP binding. Gene Ontology annotation, biological process: intracellular signal transduction; protein phosphorylation. The coding region runs from base 1 to 1242 and encodes 413 amino acids. NCBI's taxonomy places the organism in Eukaryota, Fungi, Basidiomycota, Agaricomycetes, Polyporales, Epitheliaceae. The transcript is spliced from 2 exons. The record is from RefSeq and is a predicted model, not a curated record.
AUGGACCCGACCACGAACGCCCCCGACCUCCCGUACGGGACCUCGCUCAGCCUCGGCUCGCGCGAGUACCACAUCCUCGAGUGCCUCGGCUCUGGCAAGUCGGGCUCCGUCUACCGCGCGCUCGAGCACGCCCACGACUCCGCGCACGCCGUCGCGCGCGCGAUCAAGGUCCUCCCGCUCGACCCCGCCGUCGGCCUCGAGGGCUACCACGUGCGCGAGGCGGCGCUCCAGGCGCGCGUGUCCGCGCACCCGCACGUCGUCUCCCUGCACGACGUCCUCUACGACGACCGCCGGGCGUACCUCGUCAUGGACUACCACCCCGGCCGCGACCUGCACCGCUUCCUCGCGCGCUGGCGGCCGCUCGCGGGGGACACCGCCGCCGUCAAGCGCGUCUUCCUCCAGGUCGCGGACGCCGUCGCGGCGUGCCAUGCCGCGGGCGUCUUCCAUCGCGACCUGAAGCUCGGGAACAUCGUCGUCGACGACGAGAGCGAGCUCGGGAGCGUGAGCGUCGCGGACUUUGGGCUCGCGACCGACGUGGAGUUCAGCGCCUCGUUCGGGGUCGGGACGCGGCCCUACAUGAGCCCCGAAUGCUGCCAGCGCGCGGUCGGCCGCGACACGUACGACGCCCGCCGGAACGACGUCUGGGCGCUCGCCAUCAUCCUCCAGGAGCUCGCGUUCGGCCGGCGGCUCUGGGAGGCCGCGCACACCGCCGACCCGCACUUCCGCGCGUACGCCGCGGACCCGGGCCUCUUCGCGCGCGUGUACCCGAUCGCGCCCGCGUUCGAGCGCCUCCUCCGCGGCGCGCUCGCCGUCGACCCGGACGGCGGCGGCGGCGGGGCGCUCGGCCUCGACGAGCUCCGGGCGGGCGUCGCGGCGCUCGAGAGCUUCUGGGCGCCGGCGGAGGAGCUCGGGGGGAAGGUGCCGGCGUACGUGUGGGACCGCCAUCGGCGGGCGCCGCCGCGCGCGCUGCCCACCGGGUGCUCGCUCGCGCAGGGGGGCAGCGAGGGUGGGGCGUGGGGGCGGGCCGUCGCCGCCGCCGCGCGGGAGGAGGAGGAGCGGGAGCGGGGGCGGCGAGAGGAGAGGGAGAAGGCGGGGAGGCGGAGGGAGUCGGUCAUCGAGUUCUUGUGCACGCUCGCCGACCGGCUCGUGCAGGGGGAGAGGCCGAGCGGGAGGGGCGCGGAGAAGGCCGCAGAGGCGAGGCCGGGGCAUCUGCGCAGGCUGGCGCUUCGGAUUCAGGCGUAG